Geodia barretti is the source of this 1134-nucleotide messenger RNA. The record is from the annotation of a GenBank genome assembly. NCBI's taxonomy places the organism in Eukaryota, Metazoa, Porifera, Demospongiae, Tetractinellida, Geodiidae.
AUGAGUGUUGACCAACAGACUUGGCGCAGGGUCGCCAAAACAGGCCUGACCGGCCUGGACCCGGACAAGGCUUGCCCAGGCAAUUUUGUUUAUUCCCCCUAUAACGGUGACGGCGCCGGUAAGGGCGUUACUUUCCUGCUGGACAUGGAAGGCAAUGAACUGCAUCGCUGGCACCCGCCCACUCCUCCGGGUUCCUGGGGCUAUCUGUUGCCCAACGGCAAUCUCUUCUACAUGGCCAAAGCGGAGCAGACCGACGCCCGCGCCAUGCCCGCCACCAACUUUGUCGGCGGCUGGCUGGUGGAACUGGACUGGGACAGCAACAUCGUGUGGGAGCACGUCAACCCGGCCCAGCACCACGAUGCCCGUCGCACCGAGUCGGGCGGGGCCAUUUUCCUCACCCUGGAGACCAUCCCGUCCGAGGUUGCAGACCAGGUAAAGGGUGGUCAGCCGGGCAGCGGCCUGGAGGCAGACCACGAAGGCGGUCAGGAAGCCACCACCCACAUGUGGGCCGACCACUUGAUUGAGGUGGAUGCCACCGGCAACCAGGUAUGGGACUGGCACGCAUACCAGCAUCUGGACCUGGAAGAGGACAUUAUCACCCCCGGAGAGCCCCGCCACGAAUGGAGCCACGGCAAUACCGUUGUGCCCCUGGACGGUGACCGGGUGCUGGCCAGCUUCCGCAACAUCUCCACGGUGCUGAUGAUCGACAAGAAGUCGGGUGACAUUACGUGGAAAGUGGGGUGGGACGUCAUAUCCCGCCAGCACGACCCCAGUCUGCUGCCCAACGGCAAUAUCCUGCUGUUCGACAACGGGGAGCGGCGCAAGAACGACGUACGCAUCUUCUCGCGGGUGGUGGAGAUUGACCCCCGCACCAACGAGAUAGUCUGGGAGUACCGGGACAAUCCCUACUUCAACUUCUACAGCUCCCGAAUCUCAGGCGCUCGCCGGAUGCCCAACGGCAACACCUUGAUAACCGAGGGCAUGUUUGGCCGGAUGUUCCAGGUAACGCCCGAAGGCGAGGUUGUGUGGGAGUACAUCAAUCCCUACUUCCCGGUUGGCACCGACGGUUAUGAGGACAACCGGGUCUUUCGCUGUAGUUGGUACAUGCCCGGGGAGAUACCACAGCUGGGGUAG